CUUAUGAGAAACAUGUAAAUUAGGUUUAAGUACCUGCAUGCUAAAGAAUCCAUUUUAGAACAUUUUUGGUAACUCGUUGAUUCAAAUGUACCGUACACUUAAGUCGAUUUCUAAGAGGCCUUACUUAUAGUUGCGCAAUAUCAUUCCAAAGUUGAGAAAAUAAAAUCAGAAGACGCAAAAUUUUGUAUAAUCUUAAAAUUAAAUGAGGACUGUUGAUUUUGUAUUAAAUGUAGAUUGUUCGCAAUAUUCCGUAUGUUAAGUGAUAAUCAAACGAUAGAAAAUGCAAAUAUUGUUAGUAUAUGUGUUAAUAAAAUUUGCCAAAUAGUCGUGUAAACAGCAUAAUUUGCGGGCAAAGUCAGACUGUCGUGACUAGCGACAUAAAAGAAAAUUGUCACCAUUUUUGAAAGUUCUUUAAAUGACAAAUGACUUUAAUUUCCAAGCGAAAUUAAUUAUCAUAAAAUCUUAGCUCACUAUAUUAUUCCCAAUAAUUUGUAAAUUUGCAGCGGAUUUUAAAUAGAAUAUAUCAAGAAAAUAAUAUAUAUAUAUAGAAGCAUAAAUAGCCAUCAUGAAAUAUAUUACUACCGAAAAGAGUGGCAAUAGCCACAAUUUGUUUGCUACGAAUGACGAUAUUCAUAAACGGAAUGAUUAUAGCAGAAAUAGUCCCAUAACAUUUGGUGAACAAGUUACAACAGUAACGAGCUUUUUUGAAAGUUGGAAUAAUUGCGAACGAACCGUAGUUAUGUAUGCUCUGCUGAAGCGUCUGAGAUAUCCUAAUUUAAAGUUCUUACAAUACGCUAUUGAUCAUGCUCUAACACAAAGUUUUAGCUCAGAAACUAAUCUGAGUAGCGUACUCAUCGACAUGAAUGCGAACAAUCCUUCGUAUUUGAAAAAACUAUUAAACGCCUACAAGACGUUGCAUUUGAACGACGCAGUGGAUGCUCUAACUGCGGGUACAUUAGACAAAGAUACCAUGCCCUGUUAUGGUUCUGAUUUUCAAAUUACAAAUUGCGAUGAACGUAAAUUGUACGAAAAAAAGAAGGAGAUAUUGAUUGAGGUUUUAAACAUGCUACCCCUCUUAAAGCCUGGAAAUAAUGACGCCAAAUUAGUUUAUUUGGCUCUAAUCCCGUCGACAGUGCGAGACACCAUGAAUCAGCGUGUGCCCACAGAGUUGGUUCAGCAAAUAUUUUCGUACAUGCUUAUUCAUCCUGCUAUAAGCAACGAAGAUCGAAGGUCAUUAAAUGUUUGGUUGCGACACUUGGAGGAUCAUCUUAUGGCUACUGAUAAAUUGGUAGAACCGAAAAAACGAAACAAUAGUAGCAUAAAUCAAAGUUUGGGUGUCAGCUCGGAUGCGUCCAUCUCAUCUGUUUCGUCCCUUACUUCGUCAUCCAUUUCCAAUAAUUCCAUGUCAUCUUCUGGGAGUUUCGCGCCAGGACACGGAAUACCACCAUUCACAAAGAGUCGAAAUGCUGAUUGGCAAACAAUUGCUCCACCAAGCAAGAGUCAUAAUAAUGUUCAACAAAACCCUAUUUCACAACCAAAUUCUCUACCUGACUGGACCAACUUCAUGCGGAAUAACAGUUGUAUUAAUAAUUUGAGUGAAAUAAGUUCGAGUAGUAGCGGCAGUAGUUGUACAAAUCGACGCAACAGUAGCAUUACUGAUCAACUCUGUGAUAAUUUCAAUGGUAUUAAUCUAAACGAAUUAGGAUCUAGUCAAAAUAAAUUGGGUUUGUCUUUGAACAUUGCGACAAUAGGUGUUGAUUCACAUGCGGAGGAGUCGUCAUUAGUGAAUGGUGUAGCUGCAGCAGCAGCAGCCACCACAAAUACAAACCCAGUAAUAUCUGGCCUCUUUAAUAACAGUAACAACCCAAUUAUAAAUAUAUUGGGUAGCAAUGGUCAUAAUGAGAAUAAUGUUUGCGAGAAUAAUAGCUAUAGUAAUUCCAACAACGACGAACACGAUACAUCGUUUUCAAAAAAUGGCACAGAAAUUAUCGACUUUGAACCGCAUAUAUCUAUAAACGUUGACGAUCAAUGCAUAAACGAUUCUUCAUCUUCCAUUAAUAAUGAUGCAAAUCGAAAGUCGCUGCAGCCACAAAUGGCCUACACAUCAAUGCCAAUAAGUAAUAUGAGCAAUUAUGAGCAAACGGAUAUGACUCGCUGGAGUUUAGACAGCAAAUUGACAGCGCUAAAGACACGCCGAUCUAAUAGUCUCACAACACAAACGUUAUCCACAUCGUCAUCAUCUUCGAAUUCCUCCGUAAUUACGGUUAACGACAAUUGCUCAAAUUCAAAUGAAAACUUGGCGCAAUUUGCAAAUAAACCGCGGAGCUUUUCACUUUCCAUAGAACACCAGCGUGGUGGCUUAGCUAACAGUGGUUCCGAUACUCGUCUGGAUGACUUUAAACCAGGUUAUAUAAAAUUUCAAAGCCGAAAUUUGGGCAUGUCAAAUAUUGGAUUGUGGCUGAAAUCUUUGCGCCUACAUAAGUACAUUGAUCUAUUCAAAAACAUGACAUAUGAAGAUAUGCUCUGUAUCACUGAAGAAUACUUGCAAGGCUUGGGAGUAACCAAAGGUGCAUCGCACAAAUUAGCAAUAUGUAUAGAAAAAUUGAAAGAGCGCACUAAUCACCUGAGUAGAUUGGAAGAGGAUUUGGUAAAUGGUCAAAUAAAACUACAAACUGUAGUGGAGGACUUGGCAAGCAUGGUACUUUCCCCAAUGAAACCAAUCGAAACUGGUGAUGGCGGCUCAAAUGAAGACAAUGUUGCUCAGAAAUUUCUGAAAGUCUUGGAUAUAGUUGGCUCGAUGGUGCAACGUGAAACUAACGCCCCUCAAGAUGAAGAAAAUAUCAACGUUUUAAUGUGGGUACUAGAUCGUGCCAUACACAGUGAGGCUUUUGUGAACCAUUCAAAUCAACUGAAAGAACUGAAAUUCAAACUUUCAAAAUAUAAAAUAUCAAUUGGUCACAAGGCACACCACGUCAAAAAUGGAAGCUCCGGAAAUUUAAAUAAAUCUAGAUGGAGUGGUAAAUCUCGUAAAUGUGAUAUAAAGAAUGGAAGUAAUGACCGCAUUAACCACAGAAAAAAUUCAAAUGAUUUGCUCAACUUCUCUGGCAGUAGCAUAUCACAAAAUCAUCAGCAUCAGCAUCACCACCAUGGCAGCCAAACACAAUCGGUUGACUACGGAAGUAUAGGCAGCAGCAACAGUGGAAAUAAUGGAAGCGCACAGCAUCAAUAUAAAAGUUCGUCAUAUCCAAACUUCAUGAACAACCAACAACACCAGGUCAAGCAACCACAUCAUAACCAUCAUUCACAAUUAUCACAACAACAACAACCAGAUCAAAAUACUAUUUUGCCCCAGCAUAGCCACUUUCCAACUUUGCCCCCACAUCAGCAUCAGCAGCAGCAGCAACAACAACAACAUCGAAGAUCUCUCAACAAUUUAAUAUUAGUGUCAGGUGGAGCUCAACAACCCCAAAAAAUGGUCUUUAAACCUGGUCAAGGAAUUGUACCCGCAGGGCCACCAUCAAGCGAUAGUCACUUACGUCGAACUAGUAUCACGGCAGCCAUUGGCAACCAGAAUUCUAUUAAUGCCAAUUUAACUUCAACAUAUAAGACAAGUCUAGCGAAUGUUAGCGGGAUGGCCGAUCCAGCACAGCAAUCACAGAGCUUAUCGCAACAGACCCAGCAACCGCAAAAGACAAUGGCGGCAGUGGUUAUGGAAAAUUUUUCAAAGUUCGAGCAACAUUUCACAUUAUUCUAGAAUGCGCAUUGAGAAAUUAAGUAAUCACAUGGAACCUCUGGAAAGCGACAGAAAACACAGUUCGGUGAAUUUUGUGAUUAUGAUGGCCGACCAUGUCGUUCGAAAUAAUGUAAAUGUUCCAAUUACAAUUUACCAAAUUAACAAAAAUAGAGCCUAAUUAGGAAAAAAUGCAUCGCGACAAUGAGACUGACUAAAAUUACUUUCUGGUACUAAGAUAUAAACGAUUAAAACGCUUAUAAACACUAUUGACGCUCAAUUGUUGACAUUUAUUCAAAUUGAAUACACAGGAGUUUCAUCAACUUCAGGCAAGUCUCUCGUACGGAAUGUAAUUGCUGAAUUUAAUUUUAAUUAAAAAAAGAAAAAAAAGUUAAAUACUAAAAUAUUAGACAACUUUAGAUGACACGAUACACUUUGAAUAUUUUGUCUUAUUAAUAAACACUGUGCAAAGCUGAACUUUGAUUUUAACACUAGGUAUGUGUGCAUAUAUUCGCUAUACGACAGUAGUAUGUAAGAUAUCAAAUAGAUUAAAAGAAAAAAACUAUUGUUAAGCUGAAAUUAUAUAGUCCUACAGCAAUAUUUGUAAACUUCUUGUCCAGCAUACCGACAUAAUGAAGUAACUUAAGAGUUGUCUUUAUAUACAUAUAUAUAUAUAAUUAUAUAUACUGUUAUAAGCCUUAUGAUCCAAUGAAUUGUGAGCUAAACCUCACGCUAAUGAAUGCUGCGCAAGUUAGGCCAAAUUUAUAUUUAUAGAGACAAAUCCCUCUUAAGGCCCGGGCUGCUGUUUAUAAUUUAAUUUGUAAAAUCAAUUUAUUUAGCAAUUUUAUUUGUUUAUAUUGUUAUAUUGUAUCGUAAUUGUAUUUAUAUUUGUAAUUGUAUAUACGUACAUACUUACAUAUGUUUGCCUUUUAAAUGUAUGUGACACUAGAAAAAUCAUGAGAAUUAGGAAGAUCACCGAACAAAGAGUUUACACAAAUACACUUUCGUCUGGCGGCUAAACACACGCGUUUGUGUAUGCCAUUAUGCCAAGCAACGCAUGAUUAGUUUAUAUAGGAACUGAAAUCGCCCUGCAUAAGAACCAAUUGACUUGAGUUUUUGAGUUGGAUAAAACUUGUAUGCAAGUUGUGAUCCACUGAGCACGCACUGUAGUAAAAUUUUAUGAUUAUUUUUAUAUGUUAGAACAAAUUUUUUCUAUCCCUAGCUAACAGAUUAGUUCGGCCGAUACCUUCAUUUUUUUCUUAUCGAGUGCAUGUCAUACAUUUUUAUAAAAUAUUAAACAAAAAAUUACAUUCGAAGGCAAGCGCAAAUAGUAAAGAAAUGCAGAGCAAAGGACGAUAACACAUGCUAAAGCUUGUAUUUAAAUAAGAACUAUUGACAAUUUGUGUUGAGAAAACUAAAAUAAAAAAAUAUCAGUCAGGUAUAUCAUGUUAGUUAAUUUGUUAAUAAUUUGUUUAUUUAUGAAACUGUAUGUUAGAUGAAUAAGAAAAAUUAAAAUAACUAACGACAUACGAAUCUUGUAUCUUUGUGUAGUACAAUAACAAAUUUAAACAGAUUUAAUAUCUAAUAUCGACAUAAAUAAAGUCUAUUUGGAUAACUA
Bactrocera dorsalis (oriental fruit fly) is the source of this 5348-nucleotide messenger RNA. It is a transcript of the gene smg, whose product is annotated as protein Smaug. The record is from RefSeq and is a predicted model, not a curated record. Gene Ontology annotation, molecular function: translation repressor activity; mRNA binding; protein binding. The coding region runs from base 566 to 3754 and encodes 1062 amino acids. Gene Ontology annotation, cellular component: P-body. NCBI's taxonomy places the organism in Eukaryota, Metazoa, Arthropoda, Insecta, Diptera, Tephritidae. Gene Ontology annotation, biological process: nuclear-transcribed mRNA poly(A) tail shortening; regulation of DNA-templated transcription; negative regulation of translation. The transcript has 7 exons.